AGAGCAGCCUCCGCCGGCUGCAGCCCCGGACCCGCUCCGCUUCGCGCCCGGCAUGAGCCGCGCCCGCCCACGCCCCCCCGGCCGCCGCCGCUCAGCCCCCGCCCGGGCGGCGCCGCUGUAGGAGCGCGGAGCUCCGCGGAGAGCCGGGAGCGGCGCGGGUGGGGCAGGGGGCGAAGGGCGGGGGUGUCCGCGCAGCGGGGUUGAUGUUUAACCCGGAGCGCCCGUUCACGGAGAGGGGCCACUUCUUCUCCUCCAUGGAGUACCAGCGGCAGCUGGAGGAGGAGGAGGGCUACCCGCCUUCCGGCGCCAACGGGACUUUCAACGACAGCGGGGCCGGGCUGGGAUGGAGCAUGCCGUACCCCCUGCACACCACCGUCACCCUCAUCAGCCUGGUGGGCUUGCUCAUGCUCUUCACCGUCUUCGGCAACGUCCUGGUCAUCAUUGCUGUCUUCACCAGCCGGGCGCUCAAGGCCCCCCAGAACCUCUUCCUGGUGUCCUUAGCCUCGGCCGACAUCCUGGUGGCCACGCUGGUCAUCCCCUUCUCCCUGGCGAACGAGGUGAUGGGCUACUGGUACUUCGGCAAAGUCUGGUGUGAGAUCUACCUGGCCUUGGACGUGCUGUUCUGCACCUCCUCCAUCGUGCAUCUGUGCGCCAUCAGCCUGGACCGCUACUGGUCCAUCACACAAGCCAUCGAGUACAACCUCAAGCGCACCCCGCGCCGCAUCAAGUGCAUCAUCUUCAUCGUCUGGGUCAUCUCGGCCGUCAUCUCCUUCCCGCCGCUCAUCUCCAUAGAGAAGAAGAGUGGGCAGCAGGUGGACCAGUGGGCGGCAGGGUGCAAGAUCAAUGACGAGAAGUGGUACAUCAUCUCGUCGAGCAUCGGCUCCUUCUUCACCCCGUGUCUCAUCAUGAUCCUGGUCUACGUGCGCAUCUAUCAGAUAGCCAAGAGGCGAACCAGGGUCCCGCUGAACAAAAGGCCAGAGCGCCCGGAGAAAAAGCAGAACGGCCUGGCCGACAAGGAGGAACUGCCUGCCUCAGCCCAGCUCAAUGGAGAGAAAGCGGCCGGAGCUGGCGAUGGGCAGGAGGGAGAGGUCAACGGCAUAGACAUGGAGGAAACCUCCUCCUCUGAGCACCAGGAGAACAACCAGCCCAAGAAAUCAGAGAGACCCCUGCGGGGAAAGACCAAGACUAAGCUGAGCCAGAUUAAGCCUGGGGACACUUUGCCCAGGAAGACGGAGGAGGAGAGGAACACCAAAGGGUCCCGGUGGAGGGGCAGGCAGAACCGGGAGAAACGUUUCACUUUCGUGCUGGCGGUGGUGAUUGGGGUCUUCGUCAUCUGCUGGUUCCCAUUCUUCUUCACCUACACGCUGACCGCGGUCUGCAAGAGCUGCUCUGUGCCUCCCACCCUCUUCAAGUUCUUCUUCUGGUUCGGUUACUGCAAUAGCUCCUUGAACCCCGUCAUCUACACCAUUUUCAACCACGACUUCAGACGGGCCUUCAAAAGGAUCCUCUGCAGGAUAGAGAGGAAAAGGAUCGUUUGAAGGACCCACUGGGAUGGGCAGGACUAAUAACUCAAGACUUUGCAAGAGAGUAAGGCAUGGCUCUCUUGGGUUGCGCUUGCAUGGGAUGGUUUCCUUCAGCUUGUGAGCAGGAAGCCUUCCAAACCCGAGAUGAGCCCACUGAAAUGCCCAACAGCGGCAGCGAGGAGCGGCAGGCGAGUGGAGAGUCUCUCAGUGGAUAUUUUCAUGACUGCUCAGUUUGACUCUUUAAAGACAAAUGGCGCACAGCUCCGUGAGAUGAACGGCAAAGAGGGAGUAUGGCCCUUCAGAGGUGUUGGCUUUUUAUUUUGUUGUAUCUUCCCCCCCUCCCACCCCCCUAUCCCAUUGUAUGUGUAAUUAAUUUUAACCCCCUUGUAAAAUACGGUAUUGUAUCUCCGAAUCUGAACGUCUUAAUUUUUGUAAGGCAAGCAGCUUUGAAACUGUGAAUGCUUUAAGUAUGUUUGACACCUGAAAACUCCCUCUCUCCCCACUCCCUGAAAUCCCCCUUACUCAAAACCAACAAAGAGUUACAGCAGUUUCCCCUGCCUGGCAAGUGGGUAAUAUUACCAGCGUUCCCAUUUCCAAUGUCCUGUUGUUGUUCUUUUUUUCUCUUUUUUUUUCUUUUUUUCUCUUUCUGGCCAUAAAGCUGAGGAUCAUGCUCCCUGCCAGACUAGCUUUUCCUUUUUUCUCAUUUUUCUAUUUUCUUUUUUCCUUUUCUCUCUGUCCUACCUGAUUCUGUUGAAUUCAGUGCUGCCCGUGUAUGAUAAGGCUGAGCUGUAACUUCCCUGUCCCUACCAGCGGGAGCAGAGCCGCGGGGCGGUUGCUGUGUAGGUGGGCACCCAAGGGCUGCUGAGGGCUCUUUCUCACGCCGUGCAGAGCUUGGGACCCAGCCAAGCUCCCAGCAACUUCCCCUUGGCUGAUAUGACACCGUAUCGAAGCGCCAAAGCGUGCUCAAUGCGAACUCGGUUCCCCCACCCCCGACUGUAAAUAGAUAACGUUUCAAAGCAAACGUCAGCGCUCCGUGUAUCACGCUGUCUUGUUUCUAUUGAUUUUCUGCUGUUUCAACUCCCGCUGCAUUUCCUGCGGGCUCGCUGGGGCUGUGCACACGGCCGUUCCGAGUGAGGGAGAGUUAAGUUUGCAAUCUGCCUCUCUCAUCUGCCCUAGGAAAUGCUGAAGCAUCCCUCUUUCAGUCUUACACAGGGCAAAGCUCUGGAAUGGGGAACUUCCCCGCAGGUUCCCCAGUAUUUUAUAGUGUAAGCGAGUGCUUUUUUAGUUAAAAAAAAAACAACCACAAAGUGUAAAUAUUGUGAGGCUGGAGCAGGAGAGGGAGUUAAUGCUGCUUUUACACUCCUCUCCUGAGAUGUCUUUCAGCUUUUUCUGCUCACAACUAAAAACCUGAACAGAACAAAUGUCACAUCCUUCUGCCAUGGGGACAUUCCUGGAGAACGCUAAAAGGAAAACCUUCCUGAUCUCUCUUAAUAAAGGAGUCUGCAAGCCUCCCAGUGCCACCCAUACGGCUCUUCAGCGAUGACAGAUCGUAGGAACUGCUUGGAGAAGGCAACGUUUAAGGCUCACGUAUAGCAUGGAUUUGCCUUCUGUAGGGUUGCGUGGUGCGCAGGAAGAGACUUUAAAGCAGCGACUUUUUACUUUGGGAUGUGCUCUGCUGAUUUUGCUCUCUUCUGACUUUGCAUUCACUCGGAGGGUGCCCGGAUGCACCCUGGGACCUGGAGAGCAGUGUUUACAUUCACUUGCAUUUUCAGAGUUGAAUCCUCGGAAGGUGAGGAAAGCAAAUAAACUGUGCUUUACUUGUAAAAACAAAGCAGAAAACACAAGCAGGGGUUGCUACAAUGGAUGAUUAUUUUUAAUAAAUAAAAGAGUGUUUACAGGUCGAG
This is a messenger RNA of Gallus gallus (chicken), 3427 nucleotides long. It is a transcript of the gene ADRA2A, whose product is annotated as adrenoceptor alpha 2A. The record is from RefSeq and is a predicted model, not a curated record. Gene Ontology annotation, biological process: adenylate cyclase-activating adrenergic receptor signaling pathway. Lineage: Eukaryota; Metazoa; Chordata; Aves; Galliformes; Phasianidae. The transcript is spliced from 2 exons. Gene Ontology annotation, cellular component: membrane. Gene Ontology annotation, molecular function: adrenergic receptor activity. Bases 204 to 1538 code for a protein of 444 amino acids.